AUGACCGCAAACGAUUCUCACCCGCCCACCAAGGCCAGCCUCAAGUCCUGGUGGAACACCUUCACCUUCGCACAGCGCGCCAAAAAGGAGGCUGAGGAGAAGAAAGGGGAGAACGUAGUGUUCGGCAAGCCACUGAAGGAGAGUCUUAAGUAUGCGAGCGUGCAGAUCUCCACCGCGAAUGCCAACGGCGAGCUGUACGUGUGGGGGUACAUCCCCGUCGUCGUCGCCAAGUGCGGGCUCUACCUCAAGGAAACCGCGACGGAGGUGGAGGGUACGUUUCGCGUGAAUGGUUCGAACAAGCGCAUGCGCGAGCUGCAGGCGCAGUUUGAGUCUCCGCCGCGAUACGGAAAGAACAUUGAUUGGAAAAAGGAAUAUUACACGACGCACGACGUCGCGAGCGUGUUCCGGAGAUUUCUCACACAAAUGCCCGAAUCUGUGAUACCCCACGACAUGUACCAUUAUUUCCGCGAUGCCCUCGCGAAGAACCCCCACAACCAGGACGAGGUGAUCGCGACGUACAAGCGGCUGAUCCGGUCGAUGCCGCGCGCGAACCAGUACCUACUGUUAUACGUGCUCGACCUCCUCUCCGUGUUCGCGCGCAAGGCGGACAAGAACCUCAUGACCGCGAAGAACCUCGCGGUGAUCUUCCGACCCGCCCUGAUCGCGCACCCGAGCCAUGAGCUCUCGCCGCCCGAGCACCAACUGAGCCAAGACGUGCUCGAGUUCCUGAUCGCGCACCAGGACUGGUUCAUGCUUGACAUCCCGUCGCCGCCCGCGCGGCCCGCCGAGGGCCCGACGGCGCUCGGCGAGCCCGUCGACAUCAUGCCGAGCUCGGACGAGGAGCAGCCCGGCGGGUGGAAGCUCGUGAACAAGGACGCGUCGAUGCGCCGCAUCACGCGACGGCGCACGACCACGGAGCGUGCGGGCGGCGAUAAAUUGCAGCCUGCGGCCGGGCUGUCACCCGUACUUGAAUCGCCGCCGUCGCGCACGGAGAGCUCUGCGGUGAGUGUGACGCGGAGCCACACGCUGCCAUCGAAGGCUCGGCGGGGAGAUACGCUGGCUGCACACGAGGACGAGCGGCACGCAGCGAAGGUGCUCAAGAAGCAUAAGCGUGCGUCGAUGCAGACACGGCGGCCCGCAACGAGCGAUCCUGCCGGUUGA
Molecule: messenger RNA, 1161 nt
Organism: Sparassis crispa
Lineage: Eukaryota; Fungi; Basidiomycota; Agaricomycetes; Polyporales; Sparassidaceae
Product: Rho-GTPase-activating protein
Exons: 9
Coding region: 1-1161 (386 amino acids)
Biological process (GO): regulation of fungal-type cell wall organization; activation of GTPase activity; signal transduction
Cellular component (GO): cell cortex
Molecular function (GO): GTPase activator activity
Source: RefSeq, a predicted model, not a curated record